This is a messenger RNA of Lotus japonicus, 1556 nucleotides long. RefSeq lists its product as uncharacterized. NCBI's taxonomy places the organism in Eukaryota, Viridiplantae, Streptophyta, Magnoliopsida, Fabales, Fabaceae. Gene Ontology annotation, molecular function: nucleotidyltransferase activity; double-stranded RNA binding; tRNA binding. Gene Ontology annotation, biological process: regulation of translational fidelity. Gene Ontology annotation, cellular component: cytoplasm. The record is from RefSeq and is a predicted model, not a curated record. Bases 309 to 1145 code for a protein of 278 amino acids. The transcript has 5 exons.
CCAAAAGGAAAAUUCUCUCAAACUGUCACCACUACUUUCUCUCGUGCUUUUCUGCUCUCACCCAUCAUACCCCGUCGCGCCGUGCGCCGCCGGACACAUCGCCGUUCACCGUCGUGCCGCCGCGUCUUCUACCAACCACCGCAUUGUAUCGCGCCUCUUAGAACCCCCACCGCCUUGUCGCUCUGUUUCUCACUCAGGUAACGCUCUGUGCUAGUGCUGUAUCGAAGUAGAACACGUUUGCUACUGGUUCUGGUUCUGGUUCUGGUGAUGGAGCAGAGCAUUGGUCAACGCAGAUUCAGCAGCAUAGAAUGAAUCUAUCCUCACAAGGAAAGCUUCUUCUCAACGCUUCCCUCUUUCCCAAUUUCUCCUUCUUCCCAGGGGUUCGGAGGUUGGCUCUUGUUCCACGUUUGCCACAGAGUCAAGGGCUGAGAAGGGUUUUACCUAAAAACGUGGAUUGGAGGAUGGAUAGUGGUGACUUGGGUCUUGAAUUCAAGGCUGGGGUGGUUCAUCCAGCAAGGGAUGAUUAUGCGGCGGAGGCAGUUGAAGCUUUGAAAGCUGGGAAGGUUAUUGCAGUGCCCACUGAUACACUCUAUGGAUUUGCUUGUGAUGCUUGCUCAUUGGAAGCAGUUAACAGGAUUUAUGAGAUUAAAGGCAGAAAGCAUACGAGCCCUCUUGCUAUUUGUGUUGGUGAUGUAUCCGACAUAAACCGGUUUGCUGUCACCGACCAUUUACCUCAUGGUUUGCUUGAUUCCCUCCUACCAGGGCCUGUUACAGUUGUUCUGAAACGAGGAGAGUCGAGCAUUCUUGAACAAUCUUUGAACCCAGGAUUUGAUAGUAUAGGAGUUAGAGUGCCUGAUAGCAAUUUCAUUAGAGUCAUUGCCCGUGGUUCAGGAACUGCUCUGGCCCUUACUAGUGCAAACUUGAGUGGACAGCCAAGUAGUGUUUGCAUCAAAGAUUUUGAGAAACUCUGGGAGCAUUGUGCUUUUGUUUUCGAUGGCGGCUUGCUUCCAUCAGGUCGUGCGGGCUCAACAGUUGUGGACCUCACUACACCACACAAAUACAAGAUACUAAGACCUGGAAGUGCAAAGGAAGAGACCGUUGCCAUCUUGGAGAAGCAUUCUUUCGUUGAAGCGGAUACGAGGUGACACGGUGACACCAAUAUAAACGGAUGUUAGCUCUCACUUUGAGAUAAAAAGUGAACGGACUUCUUCUUAUGAAUUGGGAUAAAAGUUUGUUAACAUUACACUCAAUCAUCUGGUAUCCAAACACAAAUGAAGUGCAAUUCAUCUUUCAGUGAUUCAUUCUUUCACGGCAAAGAACAAUUCUUUGGCUUGGACAUGUGAGAUACUAUCGCCAGGCCUAUUUCUUUCUAAUAUUGUCUAUACAUUAAACAUUAUUGUGCCACGUGAUUCUAUAGUUUAUUAUAUUCUGCAACUAUUAAAUCAGGUUUUGAGAGCCUAAAUGUUAAAAGGUUACACUGACGAUUAUCUUAAUUUAUGAAGAUGGACUUUGUGAAAGCACUCUAUCUCUAUGCAGAUAUGCUUAUUUCAUCAACA